UCCCUGGAGGUGUUUAAAAGGCGUUUAGACGAGGUUCUUAGGGACAUGGUUUAGUGCUAGAAUUGUGUUAUGGUUGGAUUCGAUGACCCCGAGGGCCUCUUCCGACCGAAACAGUCCUGUGAUUCUGAGUUUGCAGAAAACGCGUGUUCCUCUUGCCUUCUCAACAACGCAAGCGAUAAUCCCUUCCCUGGCCUGGCCUGGACCCGCCUUCCCCGGCAAGCACCGGGCCGGCCCUGUCGCCGUGAGCGAGCGCCGGCCUCCCGCCCCCCCACCGCCCCAUUCUGCCGCCGCGUUGCCAGGGCAGCGGGGCCGCGGAGCGGGGCAGGUCCUUGUAACUGAACGUAAACAGACGAUGCCUCUUCCGGAAACCAUAUUUUGUGCUCAGCAGAUCAAAAUCCCUCCUGAGCUACCUGAUAUUCUGAAGCAAUUUACUAAAGCUGCUAUUAGGACUCAACCUUAUGAUGUUUUGCAGUGGGCAGCUGCGUAUUUUUCAGCGCUGUCAAAAGGUGAGCCCCUUCCUGUGAAGGAGAGGCUUGAAAUACCUUUGGCAACAGAGAAAACAGAGGCUGCUCUGACACUAGGACUCCUUAAAGUCUUGCACAAACAGCUUUCUCCCAAAGGCGUGGUGAAUGUUGCAGAACUGAAGGAAAAAUGGAAACACUUGUGCUUGCCCGAGGAGCAGCUGGAAGCUAUCUUGCAGCUGGACAACUUUGGCGAGGAGGUGGAGUGGAUGAAGGUUCUGGCGCUUGGGUGCAGUGUUCUCGGUGAGUCCUUACUGAGUUCAAUGAAACAUGCCUGUGAAAUCUUAACAGAGGACCCAGAUGGUGGAGCAGCUCGUGUUCCCUUUGAAACGUUCUCGUUCCUUUACUCCUAUUUGGCCAGUAUCGAUGGAGAGAUACCAGAGGAGGAAACCAAAGCGUUCCUCUGUGGAAUUAAAGAACAAGCUGACCAACAAAGUGGCAUGGUGCUGCUCAGAAACUUCCUGACCCAGCCAUGAGAACCGCUUUGAACAAACCUACUCUUCAGCACCAGAUGAGGAAAAAAUAAAAAGGAAUAAAUACGUGCAAGUGUUCAAGGAAAUAAUUUGUGUUCAAAGGACUGUUAUUUGCACAUUGCAAUACAAGAUGAUCCUCUUCUCUGACACUUUUUUUUCUUUAUUCCACUCUUGAAAUAGCCUUUCAGUGGAUGUUAGUUGAAUACAUGGUUGUACUGUUCUCCGGCCUCUCAAAUACUGAUGCUCCCACCUAGGGCGUGAUAACUUCACUCAUUUGUUUAUAUUGAGUAAAAUGUAUUUUGUUAUGGAUCUUCCUACUUCGUGAUUGUAAGAAAAUAAGUAAACUGUAAAAUUCAAUUUAGAGAAGACUGGACAGCUGUAACUGGUGCAUUUCCCAUUAUGUUUCUAGAUAGCACUGACUUUGACUCUUGUGCAAAUACAGCUUUUCUUUUGACUA
Messenger RNA from Columba livia (rock pigeon), 1451 nucleotides. RefSeq names its product rhophilin associated tail protein 1 like (gene ROPN1L). The transcript has 6 exons. The record is from RefSeq and is a predicted model, not a curated record. Lineage: Eukaryota; Metazoa; Chordata; Aves; Columbiformes; Columbidae. The coding region runs from base 83 to 997 and encodes 304 amino acids.